UCAAUCAAUGUAGAAGAACUGGGUCUGGUUCGUUCAUGGGAGCAUAUGAGAGUGAAGAAGAGAUUGUAUUCUCUGGAUUAAGUAACAGAAGACCAAGUGACUCUGGGUUCGAGCCCCUAAUUCUGCCGCCCCCAGGACCAUCUUCAGAAGAGGAGAAAAUUAAACGGAAAUUAAAAUUCUUCUUCAUGAACCCCAGAGAUAAAUUUAUCGCCACGCGUCAGAUUCCGUGGAAGUUACUGUUACAAAUAAUUAAGGUGGUGCUGGUUACAUUACAAUUAUGGAUAUUUGCUGAGUUCCGGUAUGCUCAUGUCAAUUACUAUUCAGAUCAAACUGUUGCACUCGAGCAUUUCUUUAUUAAGGAUUGGGAUCAAGUAAGAGAAGUGCAUGCCUACCCUCCAUCGACUGGAAAAAUGGCUUUCUACAAGAAAUCUGAGUUCUACGAUUUUCUGGAUAAUGCCAUCAUUGCGUACAGGAGUAUUGAGGAUGAAGCUGUUGGACCUUUCUUUAGAAAUUCAAGUAUUCAACUUUGCAUUCAGCAAUUCAAAACCGGAAGUAUAAAGAAGGAUCUCCAGGUUAAACUGGAUCGAGAAGAGAAAACUAUUUGCCUGGAACUCAAGGAAAAUGAACUGGAUGGAUUCAAAAAUAGCUCAACUUGGUUCCAUCAGAAUAAUUUCACAAUGCCAUGGCAUGCUUUGCAGAGUAUAGAGUUGGCAAUGAAUCUGACCAGUGUAACUCUGAAACCUCUUGGACCAGUUCCUACACCAGACUGCUUUAAGUUGAAGGUUGUGAUCAGAUUGGAUAACGCCGGUCAUGACGGGCAACUUCCGGUCAAACUUAGUAUGGUUCCGGUCAGAUUAGACUGCCCUUCAGAGGAAGAAAGUUCUUCGACCUACUCCUCCCUGGUUGUGAGUCUAAACCUUGUCGUUAUAUUUCUUUGCCUGAGUUCCCUCCUGCUCUGCCUGCGCGCGCUCCUACGGGCGCAGAUUCUCAAGCACGAGACAGAUGCGUUCUUCAGAAGGAAUUAUGAUUGGUCGCUGUCUGUCAAUGAAGGAUUAGAGUUCCUCAAUCUUUGGUAUGUGAUGAUCUGUACAAAUGACUGCCUGAUAGUGCUUGGAUCAAUAAUCAAACAGUUGAUCGAGUCUAAAUCUGUUAUAGGGGAUAUGUGGGAUAUUUGUAGUUUACUACUGGGUACUGGCAACCUUCUGGUUUGGUUUGGAUUACUUAGAUAUUUAGGAUUUUUUAAGACCUACAACGUGUUGAUAUUGACAAUGAAAGGGGCAGCUCCCAAUAUGCUGAGGUUCCUCAUUUGUGCUUCCUUCAUAUAUAUCGGGUUUGUAUUUGCUGGAUGGGUCAUCCUUGGUCCUUAUCAUUUCAAGUUCGAAUCCAUCAUGUCAACUUCAGAAUGCCUGUUUUCACUGAUCAAUGGAGAUGAUAUGUUUGCAACUUUCAUGUCAAUUCCUAGAGAAAGAUCUGUGUCUGUAUGGGUGUACAGCAGGGUAUACUUGUACACCUUCAUCUGUUUGUUUAUCUACGUUGUUCUCUCCCUGUUUAUCUCAAUCAUCAUGGAUACUUACGAGAUCAUUAAGAACUGUUACGAGAGAGGAUUCCCGGCCAAUAGAUUAGAACAGUUCUACUGUACUUCAGAAUUCGACUUCAAGAGCGGUCAAUAUCAGGGAGAAUCUGUUGUCACAAGAGUUUGGACUUUACUCAGGACGCAUAUUCCUUCACCUCGCUCACGUGCUUAUGAACAAAUCAGCUGAUUCCUCGUUUAGUUUGUGGAUGUUCGGCAUUAUCCACGGAACUUUGGCAUAAACAGCUGAUUACAAAAAUAAUCAGCUGAUUACAAAAAUAAUCAGCUGAUUUCUGUCUUUUAGCCAUCUGAUCAUGAGAUAAAAGCAUAAAUCUGCCAACCCAACAAUUCUGCAGAACUAAAUAUGCUAAAAAAAAGUGACCAAAACUAAUUCAAGAGCUUCCAAAUUAUUCCAUAUAUAUAUUAACUCAUUAUUGUGAAAUGGUAAAUUUUCUCUUCCUUUUUGAUGCCCAAAAUUCAUACCUAAUGUAACGGGUAAAUGAUUUUUAGUCAUAAAACAUAUACCACUGAAAUAUAUAUAAAGGGUUACCCACAAAGGAUGAGGCUUCAGAAACGACUAUACAGUAUUAUGAUGGACUCUCUAUAUUAAUGAUUUCCUUCAACUGAAAUCGUGUUUCUUUCUUCUCCAUAUAGUUAAUAAGCUAUUAAAGACUAUACUUUUACUUUCGGAUUGUCAUAUUUUAAGACUUUCAAGUCGUCUUUACAGUCUCAUCCUAUGUGGGUAGCGCUUUAUAUAUAUCGGAAUUUUUAACUAAAAGGGAGGGAUUUUUAAAAAGAACUCCUGGGAAAAUUCUUAUUUCCACUUAAUACUUCAUAGGAACCUUUCUGUUUAUAAAAUACUCGGUAUAAAAUGUACAUAACCCAAUUUACUUGUAUGUAACAGUGUUAGAGAGUGUAUAUUGUACAUAACCCUUGGGCGUGUACGCUGUACACAUAGCGCUCGACAGUAAUUUAAAAUAUGUAAUUGUAAAUAUAAUUAUCAUUUGUGUUGA
Messenger RNA from Eurytemora carolleeae, 2583 nucleotides. Its product is annotated as mucolipin-3. The coding region runs from base 36 to 1760 and encodes 574 amino acids. The record is from RefSeq and is a predicted model, not a curated record. Gene Ontology annotation, molecular function: NAADP-sensitive calcium-release channel activity. The transcript has 22 exons. Lineage: Eukaryota; Metazoa; Arthropoda; Copepoda; Calanoida; Temoridae. Gene Ontology annotation, cellular component: plasma membrane; lysosomal membrane.